ACUUUCUGAUGUUGCACGACGGGAAAUGCUUUGAAUACUUACGACAUGGCCGCUCACAUUGAUUGCCAAGAUUGACAGCAGUAACCAUCGCCUUCACUUGUUUCAGGAGGAAAAAAAAAUAAUAAUAAUGAACCUGAUUGUAACCAAAUCUCCAGGCAACCCAUCCGCAAACUUCUAACGAUCGGGAUCCUGCACAUCCAUGGCCCGGAGAAACACCAGCAGACUCUAGUUCAUUUAUUUUAUUUUAUUUUAUUUUACUGAAUUACCACUCAUUUAUUCCUCUUUCUCUCUCCCCUUUCACCUCCUCCUCCCCCCUCUUUUUUUUCUAUUUUCUUUUUUUUUUUUUUUUUUAAUGAAAAUUACCGAAGCGCGUUGCAAAAAAAAAAAAAAAGGAGGCUCUCCCAGUGCUUUGUGCCACACUGGAUCCCGAGGAGAUGCUGUGAAACUUAAACCAAAAUAUUAAUCCCACUGGCCUGAAAGCACCAACAUCUUUCCCUGUGAAAGUUUUUCUGAUGUUAUAGCACUUGCUCAAGAUUCUAAGGUGUCAGUUUCAUGAAUUCAAAAGCAACUUACCAGUGAUUUCUGGGAGCUGGGGCUGAUUUUCUUGUGUAUUUAAGAAUGUCUUCCAAGCAGGCUACCUCUCCAUUUGCAUGUGCAGCUGAUGGAGAGGAAACAAUGACCCAGGACUUAGCAUCACGAGACAAGGAAGAGGGCAACAGUGAUCAGCAUGCGACCUCUCAUCUGCCUCUACACAAUGUAAUGCACAACAAACCUCACUCUGAGGAGCUACCGACUCUGGUCACGACCAUCCAACAAGAUCCUGAGUGGGAUGGAGUCAUCUCAGCCCAACACAGAAUGGAGUCAGAGAGUAAUAAGUUAUGUUCCCUAUAUUCCUUCCGAAAUACCUCUACCUCACCAAACAAGCCCGACGAAGGAGGUCGUGACCGCAGUGAGCUAAUGACCAGUGUUAAUUUUGGAACUCCAGAACGCCGCAAAGGAAGCCUUGCAGAUGUGGUGGACACACUGAAGCAGAAGAAACUAGAAGAAAUGACCAGGACUGAGCAAGAAGAUUCAUCCUGCAUGGAAAAGCUACUUUCUAAAGACUGGAAGGAGAAGAUGGAAAAAUUAAACACAAGUGAUCUCCUUGGAGAAAUUAAAGGUACACCAGAAAGCCUGGCAGAAAAAGAGCGACAGCUCUCUACUAUGAUCACCCAGCUGAUCAGCUUACGGGAGCAGCUCCUGGCUGCCCACGAUGAACAGAAAAAGCUGGCAGCCUCACAAAUUGAAAAACAACGGCAGCAAAUGGACCUUGCUCGCCAACAGCAAGAACAGAUUGCAAGACAACAGCAGCAACUUCUGCAACAGCAGCACAAAAUCAAUCUACUGCAGCAGCAAAUUCAGCAGGUUCAGGGUCACAUGCCUCCGCUCAUGAUCCCAAUUUUUCCACACGACCAGCGGACACUGGCAGCGGCUGCUGCAGCCCAGCAGGGAUUCCUCUUCCCCCCAGGAAUAACUUACAAGCCAGGUGAUAACUACCCUGUGCAGUUCAUUCCAUCAACAAUGGCAGCUGCUGCUGCUUCUGGACUCAGCCCUUUACAGCUCCAGCAACUGUAUGCAGCUCAGCUGGCAAGCAUGCAAGUUUCUCCUGGAGCCAAAAUGCCAUCCACUCCACAACCACCAAAUACGACAGGGGCACUCUCACCCACUGGCAUGAAAAACGAGAAGAGAGGGACCAGCCCGGUAACUCAAGUUAAGGAUGAAGCAGCGCAGCCACUGAAUCUUUCAGCCCGACCCAAAACAGCUGAACCUGUCAAAUCCCCAACAUCUCCGACACAGAACCUCUUCCCAGGUAGUAAAAGCAGUCCAGUGACAGUGACGAACAAGAGUGGCAUCCCCAGCCCGCUUGGUGGAUCUCUGGGAAGAGGAUCCUCUUUAGAUAUCCUUUCCAGUCUUAAUUCACCUGCCCUAUUUGGGGACCAGGACACAGUAAUGAAAGCUAUUCAGGAGGCUCGAAAAAUGAGAGAGCAGAUCCAAAGGGAGCAGCAGCAGCAACAGCAGCCGCAUGGUGUUGAUGGAAAAUUGCCCUCCAUGAAUAACAUGGGUCUGAACAACUGCAGGAAUGAAAAGGAAAGAACAAGGUUUGAAAAUUUAGGCCCACAGUUAACAGGGAAACCCAAUGAAGAUGGGAAACUGGGCCCUGGUGUCAUUGAUCUUACAAGGCCGGAAGAUGCAGAAGGAAGUAAAGCAAUGAAUGGCUCUGCAGCUAAACUACAGCAGUAUUAUUGUUGGCCAACAGGAGGUGCCACUGUGGCUGAAGCUCGAGUCUACCGGGAUUCGCGAGGCCGAGCCAGUAGCGAACCGCACAUCAAACGACCAAUGAAUGCUUUCAUGGUUUGGGCAAAGGAUGAGCGUCGAAAAAUUCUUCAGGCCUUCCCUGACAUGCACAACUCCAACAUUAGCAAAAUCCUAGGAUCUCGCUGGAAGUCCAUGUCAAAUCAAGAGAAACAACCUUAUUAUGAAGAGCAGGCACGGCUAAGUAAAAUCCACCUAGAAAAGUACCCUAAUUAUAAAUACAAACCUCGACCAAAACGUACCUGCAUUGUUGAUGGAAAGAAAUUGCGUAUUGGUGAAUACAAACAACUGAUGAGGUCUCGAAGGCAGGAGAUGAGGCAGUUUUUUACCGUAGGACAACAGCCUCAAAUUCCAAUCACCACGGGAACGGGGGUUGUGUAUCCUGGUGCUAUUACCAUGGCGACUACCACGCCAUCACCUCAGAUGACAUCAGAUUGCUCGAGCACCUCUGCCAGCCCGGAGCCCAGCAUCCCCGUCAUUCAGAGCACUUAUGGUAUGAAGACGGACAGCGGAAGCCUUGCUGGAAAUGAAAUGAUAAAUGGAGAGGAUGAAAUAGAAAUGUACGAGGACUAUGAGGAUGAUCCCAAAUCAGACUAUAGUAGUGAAAACGAAGCCCAUGAGGCAGUCAGUGCCAACUGAGGAGUGUUCACAGAAUUAAAGUACUCAGACUCAUUUGGGUUUUUUUGGGUUUCUUUUGAACAAAAGUUCUUAAAGAGCCUGCAUGCAUGUGUGGCUCCUACAGUUACAUCAGCAGAAUGGUCUUAAAUGUUUCUUAAUGUGUGAGACAGAUUGUUUCCCUAAUUUUUCAUGAACUUGGGUUUUUUGUUUUUGUUUUUAAAUUUAGAUGAAGACAUAUAUUAAAUAUCAGGCAUCAGGACUUGAAAACUUAUAUGAAUCAAUAGCUGUCUUACAAGUCUUACCUUUUGUCUUUCUCCUUUUGGAUGCUGAUAAAGGUUUAAGUUACUGUUUUAGAUGGGGGUUCUACAUUCUCACUCAGGUAUGCUGUGCCAGCCUACAGGUUGUGAAUGUGUUUUUAUUCUGGAUUAUUUUAGAAAACAAAAACUGCAGAUUUCAUAUUGUGAAACAGAACAAGUCCACAAGUGUGCACAUCUGUGCAUCAUAGCUUGUCUUUAAAAAAUAGUCUCUGAAUUCCCUUUUUUCCAUAUGUAUAGCUGAACUUCUGAUGUGCCAAACUUUUCGUAACUUUUGAAUCUUAACACUUAAAAAAAAAGUCUUAAAGGAGACACUGUAAAGUCUUAGACAAUCCUUUGGCAUCUUAAAAAAAUUAUAUAUAAAACCUAAUUUUUUCCAGAAUAUGGUAAAGUACUCAGGAAUCUGGAGACAGGAUAUUCUUAAGUAGUGAACAUGGUUGCCAUAGUGCAUGUGCCCAAUUGCUUUUGCCUCUUGAUGUGCCAUUAGUGUGAAAUUUUAAGUAAGCACAAAAGAGCGAUCACCAGCUAUGGACAGGCCUGUCUUAGCAGUGUGAGGCCACCUCUGAUUACAUUCUCUACCCCUCUGCUUUUAACCCUUGCAUUCAGUCUUAACACAUUUUCUCUUAAAUAAUUUAUUCAUUCCAGAAUGUCAAGGGUCCAAAUACUUAAUAUUUAUUUUUAAAAGUACUGUUGGUGGCAUUACACUUACAAUUCCUUACUGAUAUUUUAAAGAGCCGCUUCUUUCUCCUUCCCUAAAUUACACAGGUAUAUGAAAAUAAAAGUGCACCUGCUACUAAAAUGAACAUGACAUGUAUGAAUGAGAAAUUCAGUUGUUGCUGUAACACUGUAUGUUCAAGGAGCACUUGGAAACACUCUGCUCUAUGUAAUGCAAAAUAGAGUACUCAUAUGUACAUACAGUACAAAUAUUCCUAAAAAAUGUGUUUAUAGUUAUAAACCUCUAUAUUUAAGACAGCAAAGGCAGAUGUAAAAUCCAAACUGCAUGUACAGUCCACCAUGAUGAAUUUUUAGGGCCUGUAGAAUCCUGCAGUGAAUCACAGCUCUGAACAUCAUGUUCCUGUUGUCACCUGAAAGAACUGUUUGCUACCCUAAGUAUUUAUGCAGUGAUUUAUAUGUGAGACUCCUAGUGGGGGAGGGAAGGCCAUACCAAUUUUUCCCUUGCAAAGCUGGGAAAAUGGUGCAUCAAAAAAUAUUUAUUGAAUAGUAGUCAUGUGGGAAUCUCAGCCAGAUCUUGAUGAAUGCUUAUCAAGUGCUUCGGGAUCUUUGGAUAUAAGAUGUUAUAGAAACUAAUUUUUUAAUUUGUAUUACUUCUAGAAACUAUUGCUAUUGCUAGUGAAAAUUCUGGAAGAUAUACAGGAUACAGAUAUUCAAAGAUUGUAAUUUUAUUAAAUUUCAGAGCCAGAGAAGAAAUUGCCUUUCUUCUUUUCCCUCACACUCCACUCCCGUUCACAAGUACAUCACUGCAUAUAUAUGCAGAUCCAAUGGGCCUGGUGCAUACGUGUGCUGAAGCUUCUCCAUCCCCUCAGCUUUUGUUUUGAAUUGGAUGUCUUCAGCACAUUGGUGAUAAAUUCAGCCUCAGGCUGAGAGGCAUGAGUGGGCCUAGAGCAGCUCCUGUUGAAGUCUGUGGGAAUCUUCCUACAAGCUGAACGACUUCGUGUAGGACCCAGACAAUGACAGCAGUACAGUGUUAAUGCUGGCUGUCCUCCUGCUGGCAACCUGUCUUGCAGAGAUUCGUGUGAGGUGCAAUGACAAGAUGCUGUACCAGGAGCAGCCAUUUUUCUCAUAGCCCCACUAAUACCUGUUGGAGCAGAGAUAGCCAUUGUUGCCACUGUAGGAAUCACAUUGAAAUGUGCAAGAACAAACCCCAAGACAAAGAAGAUUGUUCAAUUUACAGGACAAUUUAUAAAGAUAAUGGCAUAGAAACACAAUGGUCAAAUUUCUCUGACCAUUUUGUAAUUUGGAGCAAAAUGCUAUAUUUUUAAUAUUUAUUUAAAUGUGUUCUGAGUCCACGUCUAAUAAGCAAUAAACUGGUCUAGCCAAGACUUUAAAGGCAUAUGCUGUGUCAUUAGCUGGUGAGCGCCCUCUUUAAGCUGGCUAAGGUACUGAUAGAAAGUGUUUUUUGUUCUUAUGAUUGCUUGGGAAUUUGAACUGGUUUUAAUACAUUCAGCUUGGAUUGGGGGGAGGAUAACAUUAUUUCCUAAAAAAAACAAAUGACUAUUUAUUAAUGUCUUACAUAAUUCUCCAGUUAGCAGUAUCUCUCCCUCCCCCCAUAUCACUUUCUCUCUUGCUCUCUUUUUUUUUUGCUGGUUUUUUUGUUGCAUAGGUAGAAUGCUGUAUUGUUAGCAUUGUAUUUUAUGUAAUUAUUAUUUUUUUUUUGCACAAAGGCAAACAUUUAGAUUAGUUGGUUAAUUUUUUAAAAUUUUAUGACCAUGCCAAAAUAAUAUUCUGCAGGCUUGUGGAGAACAAAGGACUGUUCUUUAGGACUGAAACUUGAUUUUGCGUGUAGUACAAAAAAACACACACUCACAGAUGUUGUUUCGUAAGUGUUAUAAGCACUGGAUAUAAAUGGUAUUUUUUAUCACUUCUGACUAAUGUGAAACUGUUGUACGAAAACUACAUGAACAAAAGUCAUCUGUUUCGACUCGUGUGGGCCUGCCUCACAGUUGCCGGAUUUGAGUCAUUUUUAUGUCUUGUUAUUUCAUUUAUUUAUGCAAAAUACAUGUAUGUAUGAACACUUUGUUUUAGCUCCAGCCCUGCCUCAGUGCUGAUGCUCUGUAUGUUAAAGCCACAUUCUUGAAAAUGACUGGCUGUUCAGGAAUCGCCAGCUGGUAAAACUUGCAUUUAUUGGCUGGGGAGUGGGAGGAACAUAUUUGAAUCUGAAUUGUGCAUAUGAGCAUUUUAUUCUAUUUAUUAGCCGACAUUGGCUCUAAAAUGUCAGUAGAAAACAAGGAAGGACAAUCAUAAGGAUAAAAACCCAACAUUUUUACUUUAUUAAUCGGAGCUCAAAACAAAGUUUUUAAUGAAUUUACCAUCUCAUUUUAGAAUUUUUUUAAAUUGUGUAAAUAUAACAUAGGAAAUAGAAUUUAUUUUUUGUUCAUGGAUACUUAGUGAAGUAUAAGUUAUGUAUUUACUUUUGUUCUAUAUCAGUGUAUGUUGGUCCAUAUUAAAUGCUGACAAGUCACUGUACCUCAUGUAGAUGCUGAAUUUACACUCGCAGUGUGAGCGCAGUAUUGUGGACCUGUAGCUGGGACAGCAAGAUGCCUCACUUGUGCUCUCACUGAUUUUUAAUAGCAUAUUCCACAAACACAGAAUACUUCCUUCUUUUUUAGAAAGUCGAUAAUUUAAACAUACCCAAUUUCUGAUGCAUUUGAUAGGAAACACAGUCUUCUGAAUCCAAGUAAAACUGAUGUGAUACUUCACUUCUUAAUAAGAAUGACAUUUGGAAGUCAAAAGCAUAUCCCUGGAAAGAUUAUAAUGACGAAGAUGGCCCUUCCAAUGCAAUCAGGACUUAACAAUAUCAAACCUUUAUUUUCUACAUUCAUUAAAUCAUGUUAUUGUCAUGUUAGGCUAUAACACCAAGGGAAAUUGUUCACAGAAUACACUAAGAGGACUCGUGGAGUUGUUUUAUAAGCAUUGUGUUUGAGUCACCCUUAAUAACUCUGACUCAAAAAAAAAACAACUCCAUUCAGGUAAUGCAAAAAUAGAGUAAUAAUAUUUUCUCUGUGAACAGACAGUUUAUUUAAUUAACAGAUACCAUAUAUUUUCUUUUUGGAAAAUCAUAGAGUACUUAUUUUCAAGAGAAGAACACUCCCAAACCAGUGUGAUACCAGCUAGAAUAGUUCACUUCAUAUUUCAUAAAAAUGGAAGAUAAAAGACUUAAUGGAAACAGAAAUGCUUUCCAGGGUUCAGGUUUACAUGGAGAAAUUACUCUGAUGAAGUGGCCCAAUUCUGGUCUGCCUGUAUGUUUGAGCAUUACCAUUUGGCUUGCGAAACUGUCUGCUGAGAAUACGUGGGAUCGCAGUGUGCUCCUAAAUCAGCGUACUCAGGUGCAGCAUGAGCAGGGGGACGGCAAAAGAUGGGAUUGCUCCGAGAUGGGAAUGCAAACCAAACAGCAGCAUUAAUCACAAUAAACACAAUAACCUGUGCAAGGUGUGCAGCAGUCAGCUGCGGGCAGUUCCUGCUUUGAGUACAAACACAACCACCUCCCAAUGCAACCUAACCACAGUCCUUUCUCUGGGUUGACUUUCUGGUUUUGUUUCUUGGUCAUAUCAAAGGCGUGGCAUUUCAAAAUCAUUUCCUAGCAAAACAUACUACAAGAUUAACACCCCCAUCCUCCCCCAGCAAAACAUUUAUCUACCUGCUUAAUACUGAACAUGUUAGGACUUCCAUGGUGGUCACGAGGACCAGGAAAGUGUUGGCGUUAAGCGGGGCAAACUUUGCUGAGCCAGGGCCACGGUGCAAACAACUGCACUGGAGAUGCCGCCAGUAGAAUGUAUGAUAGAAUUCUUCAUGUUUUUAGGAGAAGUUAAUGGAUGGGCUUGGGCCGUUGGUGUUUUGCAUGCUUUUUCAAGAUUCAAGUUGGCACUUAAGCAUGUUCUUUUAAAAGAAUAAUACUAUAUGACCUCAUUUGAUCUUUUACAAAACACUCUUUUUCCUUUAAAAAAAAACUUCCCCCCAAACCUUUUUUUCAUAUAACCCAUUAAUAUCUGUGAUUUUUCUCAGAUCAAACCACAUUUUUGAUAUGCUGUAUUGUCCUGCUACAGAAGGAAAAAAGUAUAUGCAAAUAUAUUUCA
This is a messenger RNA of Columba livia (rock pigeon), 8095 nucleotides long. It is a transcript of the gene SOX6, whose product is annotated as SRY-box transcription factor 6. Gene Ontology annotation, molecular function: DNA-binding transcription factor activity, RNA polymerase II-specific; RNA polymerase II cis-regulatory region sequence-specific DNA binding. The transcript is spliced from 17 exons. The record is from RefSeq and is a predicted model, not a curated record. Bases 619 to 2991 code for a protein of 790 amino acids. Gene Ontology annotation, biological process: positive regulation of chondrocyte differentiation; regulation of transcription by RNA polymerase II; central nervous system development. Gene Ontology annotation, cellular component: nucleus. Lineage: Eukaryota; Metazoa; Chordata; Aves; Columbiformes; Columbidae.